This is a messenger RNA of Neurospora tetrasperma FGSC 2508, 2312 nucleotides long. RefSeq lists its product as uncharacterized. Gene Ontology annotation, molecular function: GTPase regulator activity. The record is from RefSeq and is a predicted model, not a curated record. The coding region runs from base 1 to 1956 and encodes 651 amino acids. Lineage: Eukaryota; Fungi; Ascomycota; Sordariomycetes; Sordariales; Sordariaceae. Gene Ontology annotation, cellular component: nucleus; cytoplasm. The transcript has 3 exons.
AUGGACGCACUGUUGGCCAAGCUCGGGUCUCAUGCGGUCAACUACGCCAUCAGAUCAGGCAUCGCAAUCACUUCCACCUACGCCGUCAACCAGUGCUCGAGGCUGCUCAAGACGGUCGACGACAAAGGAGUGUACACCGAGCUCAAGAAGCUGCAGAAGCUUCUGGAUAGUAAGAUCAAGAUUGUUUCACCAGCAAUCGACCUGAUCGAGUUCAAGUAUGCCCAACCUACCUCUCUCCUUACUUACCUUGUCCUUGACCCUUACAAGAAUGCUGCUGUGCCUCUUGCCAAGUCUCUCCAUCGAGACAUCAUUUCUUUCGGAAAGCGCCUAAACGAUGCUGCUACUGCCGAAGAGAGCUCCCGCUCCGAUGGCAAGAAAGCCCGGAUGUCGGAAGCUCACCAUGUUGAGCUGCUAACCAUUAUCAAGGAGAUGAAGGAACUACUGGCCCGCAUAGACAGAGAGAUUCCUCUGAUCCAGCUCGCCAUCACUGCCUCUGGAGAGAGGAUGAACACGACAGUGAACGCUGGCAUCUCUCCGUCGAGACUGAUGCAGGCGAGUGCCUUCUUGUCAUUCGGGGACUCACACUUUGUGAACAACCCUAACCGAGCAGUCCCCAUUGGGCCUUCUUUCACAUUAUCUCUUUACAUGCUCUUCCGCGGUCAUUCCAAGCUGAAAAGUGCCAGUUCCGUUCCUGCCACUCCUAGCACUGGAGGCAAGACAUGGACCAGGGAGCCAUCAUAUGGUGUUGGCGAAGGUGAACGGAAACCCAUCUGGCAGGAGGUGGUGCACAAGGCUCGUGUACGGCUGGUUCGCACACCGCUAGGCUGGAAGUUUGACAAGACUCGCGGAUACUGCCCCGGUGAGUCUUCUGAUGGACCCGUAAACGGGUACUCUGCUGCCGUUGAUUCGGCCCUUUCGAUGCUUGGCCGCCCAGACGAGUAUGCCUAUCACUUGGAGAUCAUUGAAGAUCUCGACGACGGACGUGUACACGAUGAUGAUGCCGCAGGUGAGCCAUUCGACGGCAUCGAUAUGGCUGGAAUUCGAGACUCCAUUCCCAUACAUCAAGUUUCCAAGAUUUUCUACACCGACACAGGGCGACUCCUGAACAUCGGUAAUGCUGAGGAGGGCGACAACAACCCGGUGCUAUUACUGAAGAGAGACCUUCAUGCCCCAAAUCCGAUCGAGCUCAAACGCCAAUGGUACGCCGAUCCGGAGCAGGCGGAGGCCUCAGAAGGAGAAACAGCAUACGACACGGCCGCCGAAGAUGAUGAACAAGCCGAUAUCGAUGCACAACUGCUGGCAGAGACCAAGUCUACUGAACUUGCGACCGCGGCAGAAGAAGGUCGAUUAAGGAAAGCGUUAGGGCUGCCAUCACAUCUAGACCCUGAAUGGCUCGCCCUGGAGGUCUUUGUCGAGAGUGAUGACGAGUCUGACGACGAUGAUGAUGGUGAUGAUAAGUCCAGCAUCCAGUCUUUCAAAUCAGCUACACCACGCGACAAGGUAGUCGACUCGAAACUCAUUGAUCAAAUUCGCAACGUCUCCCUACAACCAUACCCAAACACGCCUCCGAACCAACGGAAAUACGUCCCAUCGCCUUUGUCAUCAACAUCAUCUUUACCAGCAGGAGGAGCGAAUGGCAAGCAGCUGUUCCAGACACCAACACAAGUGCAAGGGGCUCAAAAGGAACCCAACAGCAUGGACUCGUUCGUGGCCAGGUCACCAUUCGGUGCCAUCACUUCGUCACUAUCGCUCAUGGAAAUGUUGAUACGACUAUGCAGCCUGCAGGAGUUCCAGCAGACGUCACACCUGUCGAUUCCAGAUCACAUUCUUACCUUUUUCUUGGAGGAGACGUCGACGACCGGGCUACGGGGUGAGGAAAAGUGGGAUAUACGGAACGAGGCGAAGAGGCGUAUGGGUUUUGAUCCUUAUACUGACACGCCUACCAAGUCGACUUAAUCUGAUGAGGGACGGAACCAAGGAGAAAAGGGGCGAUAGUGACAGCAUCUUGAGACGAAAAAUAGAGGAUGCCUCCUUUAAAGUCUCUGUACAACAAAGAUCUUUAUACUUGAUAACCGCAUAUACAAACCAUCUACACACUCGAGUACCGUUCAUCCUCGAUUUCGAAGACCCGUCCUGUGAUCCAUCAUCUUCCUUUACCAACCCCUCUCACCCAACCUCUCACUCCCUCCCCUCAAAAGACAUCUUCCCCAACCCAACCAACUCGGCCACCCGUCUCCCCAACCCCAUAAACACCUCAGCUUCCUUCCCCCCAGGCUCACUAACCACCGUCGGCUUUCCCCUCCCGCCAUCCU